CCACCAUUGAGCCGCUGCAUAUCCAUGCCGGUGGAUAUCUCUGGCAUUCAGAAGGGUCCCCGCUCUGACUUCGACAUGGCCUACGAGCGCGGCCGCAUCUCAGUGUCGCUGCAGGAGGACAGCACCGGCGCCUUGGCCGCCUUCUCCCGGUCCGUCUCGCACGAGCCCAAGGAGCGCAAGUCGGUGACGGUGGAGGAGCAACCGUCGGGUGUCUACCACUACAACUACUGCGAGGACGAGUCGGCAGCAGGGGACUGUCCCUUCGGGCUCUACCAGGGUCGCCAGACCAGCGCCAUCUUCGAGGCCGCCAAGCGGGAGCUGGUCAAACUCAUGAAGGUGGAGGACCCUUCUCUCCUCAACAACCGGGUCUUGCUCCAUCACGCCAAAGCUGGAACUGUCAUUGCCCGUCAAGGGGACCAGGACGUGAGCCUCCCCUUCCGGCUGUGCUACCAGCGGAUGAUAGACAAGGCGGAGGACGUCUGCCUCUUCUUGACGCAACCCGGCGAGAUGGUGGGACAACUGGCCGUGCUCACCGGCGAGCCCCUCAUCUUCACCAUCAAGGCCAACCGCGACUGCACCUUCCUCAAGAUCUCCAAAUCGGACUUCUAUGAGAUCAUGCGGGAGCAGCCCAGCGUGGUGCUGAGCGUUGCCCACACCGUGGCUGCCCGGAUGUCGCCCUUCGUGCGCCAGAUGGACUUUGCCAUUGACUGGAUGGCGGUGGAGGCCGGGCGGGCGCUCUACAGGCAAGGUGACAAGUCGGAUUGCACCUACAUCGCGCUCAACGGGCGUCUCCGCUCCGUCAUCCAGAAGGGCAGCGGCAAGAAGGAGCUCAUCGGGGAGUACGGCCGUGGAGACCUCAUUGGGGUGGUGGAAGCCCUCACCCGGCAGCCCCGGGCCACCACGGUCCACGCGGUGCGGGACACGGAGUUGGCCAAGUUGCCUGAGGGCACCUUGAACAACAUCAAGCGCAGAUACCCCCAGGUUGUCACCCGCCUCAUCCACCUCCUGAGCCAGAAGAUCUUGGGGAACCUUCAGCAGCUCCGUGGCCCCUUUGCAAGCUCUGGUUUGGGGAUGGCCUCCAGCUCGGAGCCCACCAACCCCACCAGCAACCUGUCGACGGUGGCGGUGCUGCCGGUGUGUGAUGAUGUCCCCACGGCUGCCUUCACGCUGGAGCUCAAGCAUGCGCUCAACGCCAUCGGUCCCACGCUGCUCCUCACCAGUGACAUCAUCCGCGCUCGUCUCGGCUCCUCAGCGCUGGACAGCAUCCAGGAGUACCGGCUGUCGGGCUGGCUGGCGCAGCAGGAGGACAUCCACCGCAUCGUCCUGUACCAAACCGACUGCACCCUGACGCCGUGGACCGUGCGCUGCAUCCGUCAGGCCGACUGCAUCCUCAUCGUCGGGUUGGGCGACCAAGAGCCAGCGCUGGGAGAGCUGGAGCAGAUGCUGGAGAACACGGCGGUGCGGGCGUUGAAGCAGUUGGUCCUCCUACACCGUGAGGAUGGUCCCAGCCCUUCCCGUCGGGAGAUGUAUGAGAAGGUGUUUGAGAAGAGCGCCGACCGGCACAGCGACUUCUCCCGCUUGGCGCGGGUCCUCACCGGCAACACCAUCGCCCUCGUCCUGGGGGGCG
This is a messenger RNA of Pterocles gutturalis (yellow-throated sandgrouse), 1627 nucleotides long. RefSeq names its product neuropathy target esterase-like. NCBI's taxonomy places the organism in Eukaryota, Metazoa, Chordata, Aves, Pterocliformes, Pteroclidae. Gene Ontology annotation, cellular component: endoplasmic reticulum. Gene Ontology annotation, molecular function: phosphatidylcholine lysophospholipase A1 activity. The record is from RefSeq and is a predicted model, not a curated record.